Messenger RNA from Pelobates fuscus (common spadefoot toad), 1713 nucleotides. It is a transcript of the gene NEU1, whose product is annotated as neuraminidase 1. Gene Ontology annotation, molecular function: exo-alpha-sialidase activity. The transcript is spliced from 6 exons. NCBI's taxonomy places the organism in Eukaryota, Metazoa, Chordata, Amphibia, Anura, Pelobatidae. Gene Ontology annotation, cellular component: membrane; intracellular membrane-bounded organelle; cytoplasm. Gene Ontology annotation, biological process: ganglioside catabolic process; oligosaccharide catabolic process. Bases 153 to 1445 code for a protein of 430 amino acids. The record is from RefSeq and is a predicted model, not a curated record.
CCGAGGUGGAAGGCUGGGCACAGAGCCAGGCUCUGGGAGAGGUCAGCUGAUCUCUGACAGGUCAUGUGACUGAGAGGAAGAGCAGGAAGUAGGAAGAGAUUUGAACAGUUAUAUAAUGAGAUAAACAGGCAGAUAGUGUCAGAUCUCUAGCAAUGAUACCCAGAGCCUCACAGUGUAUCCAUCUCUGCACAGGGAGGGAGGGCAUGCAGACAGCAGGCUGGUGCCAGGACUGUGCCAAGCUGGGAGAGACUAACAUGCCCAGGAAACCCCUCAUUACCUGCUGGAGGAAGAAGACCCCCUCCUGGAUGUACCAGUCAUUGGCACUGUGUGCCCUGCUGGCUGUGGGAUGGUGUGCACCUUUUAACCAGGUCUCCCCCGUGGUAACCAUGGAGCAGUUACUAUGGGUCAGUGGACGCGUGAUUGGUAACGUAGACACGUUCCGUAUUCCAUUAAUUACCUACACCCCUCGUGGGCACCUCCUGGCAUUCUCUGAGGCACGAAAGUAUUCGUCUUCUGAUCUGGGUGCAAAAUUCAUCGCUACACGCCGUUCAAAGGAUGGAGGCUACACUUGGAGUGCAACGUCCUUCAUUGUGGAUGAUGGAUCUUCACCCGAUGGCCUCAAUUUGGGGGCUGUGGUUGUGGACGAUGAGAAAAAGAACAUGUUUUUGAUCUACACACUUUGUGCCCACUACCACCACUGCUCCACCUCAAGCGUCAUGAUUACAAACAGCUCGGAUGAUGGUCUAACGUGGAGCACCCCCAAAAACCUCUCUCGGGAGAUUGGAACCACCAUGUUUGCACCUGGGCCAGGGUAUGGAGUCCAGAAAAGGUUUUCACCCAAGAAAGGACGUCUGAUUGUAUGUGGUCACGGGACGCUAAAUGAAGAUGGUAUUUUCUGUCUGCUCAGUGAUGACCAUGGGCUUCACUGGAAAAAGGGUGGAAGCUUGCAAGGGCUACCCUUUAAUCAACCAAAAAAGAUGGGCGACUUCAACCCAGACGAGUGUCAGCCAUACGAACUCCCAGAUGGCUCUGUGAUAAUUAACGCUCGGAACCAGUACUACUAUCAUUGCCGCUGCCGGAUUGUGGUGACAUCCAUCGAUGGCUGCGAUUCCCUUCCUCUGGAGAGCGUUCGCUUUGAUGAGGGUCUGCCGGAUCCUGCUGUGGCCGCAGGAGCUCUAUAUAAAAGAGGAGUGGUCUAUUUUACGAAUCCAGCGAAUCAGUUGAACCGUGUUAAUCUGACCCUGCGAUGGAGCUUUGACUCUGGAGACUCGUGGGAAAAAAACGCUGUCCAAAUCUGGCCGGGUCCCAGUGGAUACUCGUCUCUCACCUCCCUCUUUGGCCAUGCGGAAGACAAUGAAAACAUUUAUGUUGUCUAUGAAAAGGGCAGAAAGGAUAUAACCGAGUCCAUCGCGGUUGUGAAAAUAAACCUUUUUGGGAAUUUAUGACACUUGAUACACUCCAAACCUCUGCGUUCUAUCUAAGCCUGACUGGAAUUAGCUGAUUUAUUUCUCAAAAGUCUCUCCCAUGUCAACUGUCUAUCCAUAUCUCAUACUGUCUCUUCAUAAGAGAAUAUGUUGAGCUGUUAUAGCUCCUACUGUUUAUAUUUAUAGUGUAAUCCCAUUCUUAUUAUCAAUCUUCUCUAAGCCCCCCUCCUUCUCAUUCUCUAUUCAUGGACUAACUUUGGCAUGUGAUUAAAGACUUUCCAAAACAAAA